Molecule: messenger RNA, 1523 nt
Organism: Ziziphus jujuba (common jujube)
Lineage: Eukaryota; Viridiplantae; Streptophyta; Magnoliopsida; Rosales; Rhamnaceae
Product: transcription factor bHLH93
Exons: 4
Coding region: 242-1279 (345 amino acids)
Biological process (GO): regulation of DNA-templated transcription
Cellular component (GO): nucleus
Molecular function (GO): protein dimerization activity; sequence-specific DNA binding; DNA-binding transcription factor activity
Source: RefSeq, a predicted model, not a curated record
ACAAAGAAAGAGAAAGAGAUUCCAUUUCAAUCUUAGGCUUUAGGUGGUGCUAUAAAUAAAUGCAAUAUAAUACAUACUAUAAUACCAUAUUAUUAUAGCUAAAACAAGCCCUUUAUAUGUCUUCCUAUAUAAAUCAUCCACUUGGUGCAACUUCUUCUAAUCAAGGUACUUUCCCACACUUUAACAUUCCCAAGAGAGAAAAGAAAAGAAAAGAAAAAAGUGUGCGAGAGCUGAGGGAAAUAUGGAGCUUAAUGAGCAUUUUUUAGAAGAGUUGCUAGCCCUUAGAAGAGAAAGUAGUUGGGAAACCAAUAAUAUUUCCACAGAAAUGAAUGAGAUUUUUUCCAAUGUUUGGGGUUUUGAUUACUAUGAUCAAAAUCUUGUUUCUUCCUCUAUUAAUCCAAGCUCUUCUUGUUGCCAAGAAUUUUCUCCUCCUCUUGAACCACAAAACUUCAACAACAAUUACUACUUCAAUGAAGUUUACUGUCCUUUGGUAGAUGAAUUCUCAGCUCCACACUUCACUGAUUCAUCUUACAAUAAUACCCUCGAUGAUAAUACACCCACUUUACCCAUUCAAGAAGAUUAUCCAUUGUCAAAAAUGGAGGAAGAAGAACUGGGUAUUCUUGGGGAUGAAAUCCACAAUUUGGAAACACAAGCUUCCUGUAAAACUGAGCCAGUUCAAUCCCCUGAUCAAAUCCCAAUUUUCAAUAUGGGUAUUUCUUUGGAGAGAAAGAAUAGAGCAAAGAAGAUUCAGGGCCAACCAUCAAAGAAUCUUAUGGCAGAGAGAAGAAGAAGGAAGAGAUUGAAUGAUAGACUUUCCAUGCUAAGAUCAAUUGUUCCAAAGAUAAGCAAGAUGGAUAGGACAUCUAUACUUGGAGAUACAAUAGAUUACAUGAAAGAACUCCUAGAGAGAAUCAACAAUUUGCAGCAAGAAAUUGAAGAAGCUGGUUCAAAUAAUUUGAACAUGAUGGGUCUUUUCAAGGAUGUAAAACCAAAUCAUGAACUUCUAGUCAGAAACUCACCAAAGUUUGAUGUGGAAAGGAGGAAUGUGGAUACCAGAGUUGAGAUUUGCUGCUCAGGAAAACCAGGAUUGCUGUUCUCUACUUUGACUACUUUAGAAGCACUGGGCCUUGAGAUUCAACAGUGUGUUAUUAGCUGUUUCAAUGAUUUUGCAAUGCAAGCUUCUUGCUCUGAGGAUUUGGAGCAGAGUCCUGUAAUUAGCCCUGAAGAUAUAAAGGAAGCAUUAUUUAGGAAUGCAGGAUAUGGAGGAAGAUGCUUGUGAGCGUAAAAAGGGAGAGGAAACAUAAGAAUUUGUGGUGAAAAAAAAAUUUCAAGAGACGGUUUCUUCUUCUCUUUUCUUUUAAUUUUUUUUUUAUUUUACAAAUCUCUGUAUUUUCAAUGAGGUUUGAAAUUGAGAAGGUUGUAGUAAUUUCUUUCUUUAUUGAAUAAUGUUGCAUCUUUUCAUCAAGAACUUAAUGUAACACUCAUUUGGUUCAGUUAAUUGGAGGAUUUUUGUUGAAAUAAAA